This is a messenger RNA of Metarhizium brunneum ARSEF 3297, 1995 nucleotides long. It is a transcript of the gene mdlC, whose product is annotated as Benzoylformate decarboxylase. NCBI's taxonomy places the organism in Eukaryota, Fungi, Ascomycota, Sordariomycetes, Hypocreales, Clavicipitaceae. Gene Ontology annotation, molecular function: acetolactate synthase activity; flavin adenine dinucleotide binding; thiamine pyrophosphate binding. Gene Ontology annotation, biological process: L-valine biosynthetic process. The record is from RefSeq and is a predicted model, not a curated record. Gene Ontology annotation, cellular component: acetolactate synthase complex.
AUGGCAUUGCGCACUCGCCUGGCACGCAAAGUCCACUUCCGCCCCCUACCUCCCUCGGCCGCGUCGCGUCGCUUCCGCCCACUCGCACGUCUCCCACCCUCACCAGAGUCACCACCCGCAGCGCCCUUUUCAACGAGCCGGUAUUCGCGCCAGGCCCCGGACCGUGCCAGCAUGGCCGCCUCGCAGUUGACGCAAGCGCCGUACACGACCGCGUUCGCCCUAUUCGAGGCGCUCUGGGAAGCCGGCAUCACGGCAUGUUUUGUCAACGUCGGGUCCGACCACCCGUCGGUCCUGGAAGCCAUCGUCAAGGGCAAGCGGGAACGGCCCAACGCGUGGCCGCGCAUCAUCACAUGCCCGGCUGAGAUGACGGCGAUUUCCAUGGCGGACGGGUACGCGCGCGUAUCGGGUCGGCCGCAAGCCGUGCUGGUGCACGUCGACGUCGGGACGCAAGCCCUCGGGCACGGCGUGCACAACGCCAGCGUCGGCCGCGUGCCCGUCUUCAUCUUUGCCGGCAUGUGCCCCUACACCGAGGCCGGCGAGCUGACGGGCUCGCGCACCGAGUACAUGCACUGGCUGCAGGAGGCGCCGGACCAAAAGGCCAUUGUGCGCCAGUACUGCCGGUACACGGGCGAGGUGCGCACGGGGCUCAACGUCAAGCAGACGGUCGGGCGCGCGCUGCAGUUCGCCAGCAGCGCGCCCAAGGGCCCCGUCUACGUGGCCGGCGCGCGCGAGGUGCUCGCCCAGGAGGUGCAGCCGUACUCGCUGGACCAGGCGCAGUGGGUGCCCGUCGGGCCCGGUGCGCUGCCGGAAGACGCCGUCGCCGCCAUUGCCCGCGCCCUCGUGCAGGCGCGCCGCCCGCUCGUCGUCACCGGAUACUCGGGCCGGGACCGCCGCUGCCCGGGCCUCCUGGUCGCCCUGGCCGACCUGGUCCCCGGCAUAAGGGUCCACGACACCGGCGGCAGCGACGUGUGCUUUCCCUUUGAGCACCCCGCCUCCGAGGGCUUCCGCCUCGCCUUCGACGAGUGCACCCGCGACACCGACCUGGUCUUCCUGCUUGACUGCGACGUGCCCUGGAUUCCGGCCCGGAACCCGCCCCCCGACGACGCCACCAUCUACCACGUCGACUGCGACCCGCUCAACCAGCAGAUUCCCGUCUCCUUCUUCCCCGCCCACGGGCGCUGGAAGGCCGACAGCUUCACCGCACUCAGCCAGCUUGUCGAGUAUAUCAAAAACGACGCCGCGCUGGCCAAGCAGCUCCAAGACCCCGAGUACGCUGCCCGCGGCGCGGCCCGCGAAAAGGUCCACGCCUCUCGGCUGGCGGAAAUCGCGGCCCAGGCUCGUCUCGGCGACGACGAGCCCCUGAAUGCCGCCAACAUUGGCAGCCUUCUCAAGACGGCGCUCCCCGAGUCGACGACGUUUGUGAUUGAGGCCGUCACCGCUGCCCAGACGCUGUCCGACCAGCUGCAGCCCAGCCGGCCCGGGAGCUGGAUCAACUGCGGCGCGACGGGCAUCGGCUGGAGCAACGGGGCCGCCCUCGGCGUCAAGAUGGCCCUGACGGACCUGGAAAGCGACCAGGCCCGCCAGCACAGUCUUGUUUGCCAGGUCGUCGGCGACGGGAGCUUCAUGUGCGCGGCGCCCUCGAGCGCGCUGUGGGUUGCGAGCAAAUACGAGAUUCCUGUGCUGACGAUUGUGUUGAACAACGGAGGCUGGAAGGCGCCUCGCAACUCGGCGCAACUCGUCUACCCCGACGGCCUUGCUGCCGGCGCUACUGAUGACGAGAUUAACAUUUCCUUUUGCCCGACGCCAAACUAUGCCGCUUUGGCGGAAGCGGCGGCCGGGUCGGGGGCUGGUGGGGGGGGUUUGGCUGACGACGACGGAGCCUGGAUGAGGGGUGUCCGAGUGAAGACGGUCGCGGACCUGAAAAGGGCCCUCGAGAUGGUGGAAUCGCGCGUGAUUCAGCAGCGUAAAGGCAUGCUGCUCGAGGUUAUGCUGUAG